AUGGGCAAUUCAACUUCUAAAGCGGUGAGAAGACUCCCAAAAACUCAAUCAAAACAAGUACCGAAGGCAACUGAAUCUUUAGAUAGAUUGAAGAAUCCUAGCACUUCACAUGAUGAGCCACACACAAAACCAAAUGCAGCCAUGAAAGAUGGCCAAGAUCCAGAUUUUAUGAAUAAUUUGUCAAAAAUUGAUCCAGUUAAGAUUGAGAAAGCUCAAACAAAUUUUAGACCUUCAGAUAAGAUGAUCAACAUUUUGAGAGGCAGGAAGGUGGAGAGCGAGGUGGAUAACGCAGCAAUGGCGUAUAAUAGGCUAUCUCCUCAGUCUUUGUUGGUUUACUUGGAGGAGCGUAAGAAUGGCGGUGAUGUUGGGCAGCUUAAUAGAUCAUUCAACGUUAACGACAGUGACGCUGAAAUCAUUGAGAAAUACACAGCAGCACCAACAACAGGCACUCCGUUUACAGUCAAAGUCGAUGAAAAUUCUGGUGAAAUCCAAAGAGUCAUCGUAUCUUUGUAA
Molecule: messenger RNA, 513 nt
Organism: Wallemia ichthyophaga EXF-994
Lineage: Eukaryota; Fungi; Basidiomycota; Wallemiomycetes; Wallemiales; Wallemiaceae
Exons: 1
Coding region: 1-513 (170 amino acids)
Source: RefSeq, a predicted model, not a curated record